Molecule: messenger RNA, 4052 nt
Organism: Sarcophilus harrisii (Tasmanian devil)
Lineage: Eukaryota; Metazoa; Chordata; Mammalia; Dasyuromorphia; Dasyuridae
Gene: THRB
Product: thyroid hormone receptor beta
Exons: 11
Coding region: 1439-2845 (468 amino acids)
Biological process (GO): cell differentiation; thyroid hormone receptor signaling pathway; retinoic acid receptor signaling pathway
Molecular function (GO): nuclear receptor activity; zinc ion binding; RNA polymerase II cis-regulatory region sequence-specific DNA binding
Source: RefSeq, a predicted model, not a curated record
CCUCCCCCUCCCCGCGGUGGGGAGCCGGGCUCCGGAGCGGUCCCGGAGCGAGCGGCGGGCGGUACGCGGCGCUGGUGCGUGCGGCGGGCUGGCGGGCGGGCGUGUCAUUCGCUGCGCCCCUGGCGGGGCUAAGGAGGUAGCUGUGGCUCCCGCUGCCCCCGCUGCCGCCGCCGCCACCGCUGCCACAGCAGCCGGGUGAGGCUGAACCGCGCAGCGCCGGGAGGCGAGAGAAGGGAAACCAGGUCACAGACGCGCAGACACGCACAUAGCCUCCCGCUCACACUCAUGCACACCCCUGCACGCACCGAUCGGGAGCAAGGACGCUGACUGGAGUAAGCGGCACCCCGAGACUUGAGCGGGCGGAGGUGGCUAGCGCAGACAGAGUGCGAGAAGCGGGGGUGGGGUCUGCAAGGGCCGGGAGAACUGAGAGGAGACCCACUUAUAAAAAUAACUUGGUUCCUACGCCAAUUAAAGUGCCCCAGUCUAGGGGCGAGCGUCCCUUCCUCGGCUGCCUGGGUGCCUCCAGGUAGGUAAGUGACCACAAACGGACCCACUAGCCGGGGCUGUUCGGAUCGGGCCCGAGGCUGGGGGACGGCGGGGGUCGCAGCCGUGGGAGGGGGCAGCCGGGCAGCCGUGGGGUCCGGGGCACUGACCUGGGAGGACAUGAACUUUGCAAGAAUUCUCCCGGCUCGCGCUUUCGCCCCAGACCUUUAUUUAGUCUCUUAGACGGCGUCCCGGAGCCCCGCUUCCUUUGGCGGGGGCCGAUAAACAGCCCCGACGCCGCCCCCUCUCCACGCUGCGCCGGGCCACCGGCGAGGGGGCGGGCGGGUAGCCCGAGCCGGCCCGGGACGGGACGGGCGCCCCCGCUCGUGCCCGCUCCGCCGGGGUCCCGGCCGGCGGCCGCUCGGUGCCGGGGAGGGCACCGGCAGGCAGCCAGCCUACGCCCGAUUACCUGCUGCUUUCGCCGGCUCCGUGUUAGACUCCCGAUCCGGAGACCCGGGUAUGGGCGUGGGGGGGAGGAGAAGAGGGAGGAGGAGCCGGCGAAAGACUCCCCAGCGAGGUGCCAAGAAAAAGGGGCGCCCGGGCUCGGGCUGAGCAGGGGCACCGCCGCCACCCAGGGAGGAAAAGGGCCGAAGGGGGCUUCUUAAGAAAUGGGGCCCGGAGCGCCGAAGCCCCAAGCCCUCGGUUGACAGUCUCUCCCGGUGCGAAAUGUAAUUUGGCAUCUUGGCAGGCUCGGUGCCGAGUGGAAGUUUCCAUGAUGAAUUGGCUGUUUUUCUUGGACUGGCCACUCUCUUCUGCAUGCUGACUUCCCACCAUGGUUUGAUGGAUGAGAAGGAACGCCCGCCCUCGUUGACCUCGGUAGCAAUGUUGCCUCUGGUCCCUGGAGAUAACCUUGGUGAUUUCAGCAAAUAAGAAGAUCCAGCAUGAUUACUGACCCAUGACUCCCAACAGUAUGUCAGAAAAUGGCCUUCCAGCAUGGGACAAGCGGAAGCCUCCGCCGCCGCCUCCUGACCAGGAGUACACCUGGGGCCUCGUAGCGAUGUCCGAGGACUGCCUGCACAGGAAGGGCCACUCGGAGAGCGGCGCCGGGCUGCUGAAGAGCGAGCCACCCCCGCCGGCGUCCCGGCUCCAGACCGCGGCCGCUUGGGCCGGCUCCGUGUUCCACCUGGACCCGGGAGAGGCCCACGAGCAGGGAGUGGCGAGCACCCAGGCCGACCCGGCCGAGGAGAAGAAGUGCAAAGGGUACAUACCCAGUUACUUAGACAAGGACGAGCUUUGUGUAGUUUGUGGUGACAAAGCCACUGGGUAUCACUACCGAUGCAUCACUUGUGAAGGCUGCAAGGGUUUCUUUAGGAGAACCAUUCAGAAAAAUCUCCACCCAUCCUACUCCUGUAAAUAUGAAGGAAAGUGUGUAAUAGACAAAGUCACUCGGAACCAGUGCCAGGAAUGUCGUUUCAAGAAAUGCAUCUAUGUUGGCAUGGCAACCGAUUUGGUAUUGGAUGACAGCAAACGGUUGGCAAAAAGGAAGCUGAUAGAAGAAAAUCGCGAGAAGAGGCGCCGGGAAGAACUGCAGAAAACCAUCGGGCACAAGCCGGAGCCGACAGACGAGGAAUGGGAGCUCAUCAGAACGGUCACAGAAGCCCACGUGGCCACCAACGCGCAAGGCAGCCACUGGAAGCAGAAGAGGAAAUUUCUGCCUGAAGACAUUGGACAGGCACCAAUAGUCAAUGCCCCAGAAGGUGGAAAAGUGGACUUAGAAGCCUUCAGCCAGUUUACAAAAAUCAUCACACCAGCAAUUACGAGAGUGGUGGAUUUUGCCAAAAAGUUGCCUAUGUUUUGCGAGCUGCCAUGCGAAGAUCAGAUCAUCCUGCUGAAAGGCUGCUGUAUGGAGAUCAUGUCCCUCCGAGCAGCGGUACGCUAUGACCCCGAGAGUGAGACUCUAACCUUAAAUGGGGAGAUGGCUGUGACGAGGGGCCAGCUGAAAAACGGAGGCCUUGGAGUGGUGUCUGAUGCCAUCUUUGAUCUGGGUAUGUCAUUGUCUUCUUUCAACCUGGAUGACACUGAAGUAGCCCUCCUUCAAGCAGUCCUGCUCAUGUCUUCAGAUCGCCCAGGACUCGCCAGCGUGGAGAGGAUAGAGAAAUGUCAGGAGGGUUUCCUGCUGGCCUUUGAACAUUAUAUUAAUUACCGCAAACACCACGUUGCACACUUUUGGCCAAAGCUGCUGAUGAAGGUGACAGACCUACGGAUGAUUGGCGCCUGCCACGCCAGCCGCUUCCUACACAUGAAGGUGGAGUGCCCCACAGAACUCUUUCCCCCUCUGUUCUUGGAAGUGUUCGAGGAUUAAGAAGGACUGGCUUGGUUCUCACAAUUCUGACAGUGCUACUUAUGGGGUGUCAUUCCAUUCCAUUGCCUAGCUCAUUUGUGUUUUCUCUGUAUUUUGGGGGGAGGGAUUUCUUUGUUGUCGUUGGGAGGGGAAGGUCGUUUGUGAAAUGUCCCUUGAAUGUGGGUGCUCGUGACUAUCACAGUCCGUCCUCCGGUCCUUGAGCGAGAAUGCUUUGAAAAUGGUGUGGUAGCGAGGUGGGAAGAAAGCUCAGGAGUUCACCAGCACUAAGUGAUCACCAGCGUCCAUCCUUCCCCAGUCGAUGGUGAUGUGAAGCAAAGCUGCAAAAACAAAAAAAAUGAGUGAUGCCUUUUGUCGUCUUGACUUGGUGAAGGACUUUACCAAUUAGGUUCCAUUUUGUAGGGCACAAAGAAAUCUUACAAUGAAUGUAGCUUCCAUGUUUGUGUCCCCUCCCCCCCAGUUGAUCUCUCCAUCUCAAAUCCUCUCUUGCUCAUUUUCUUAAGACGUCCAUCCUUUUCCUGCCCAAAUAGGAACAUAAGAGUUAGGACCUGGAAUGGCCUUUAAGAGGCAUUUAGUCCAAAACUUUCCAUUGUACAGAUGGAACAACUGGGUCCCAGAAUGGUUACACGAUUCGUGCAGAGACACAUGCCCAUUAGGUGAGAGAGCUGGGAUUUAAAGCCUCUGACCCAAAACUCAGAAUUUUUUUUCACUGAGCUUUAUCUUUAUGACCAUAAGGAUAUCUGUUCUCUGACAAGACAGAUAUAUCUUUCGAUGUAGUAUUUCUUUGAUACUUGCAAAUGAAUUCACACCCAAUGCAGAAAGUAGAUCAAAGAUGUAGAUGGGUUUGUUGAACUAAUAAAGGAAGGAAAGGGUUGGGUGAUCACAAGAAAUCCACACCAAGGCCAAGUCUCCACAAUGCACAGAAUCGAUCUGUUUAUAAGAGGCAAAUAUGGUGUGUUUAGAGAAUGAAACUUGAACAAGAACCCAAGUCCCUUUUUAAUGGCGAUGGUCACUGAAGUUGUGUGCCUUGAUUGCCUAAGGGAGAGAUGAUCUUGGCUGAGCUGACAACAGGUUUUACUACAGAUUAAAUCUUCUGAUCAAAGACAUAAAUCUGAGUCUGGUUGAGGAAGUGUCCCAAGAAAAGAGAUGGACUAGUUAUGUUCAAAAAAAAAAAUGAGACAUCCAGUGGUCACACUGUAAACUGGUACUU